Molecule: messenger RNA, 1175 nt
Organism: Impatiens glandulifera
Lineage: Eukaryota; Viridiplantae; Streptophyta; Magnoliopsida; Ericales; Balsaminaceae
Product: proteasome subunit alpha type-1-A-like
Exons: 2
Coding region: 133-981 (282 amino acids)
Biological process (GO): ubiquitin-dependent protein catabolic process
Cellular component (GO): proteasome core complex, alpha-subunit complex; proteasome core complex
Source: RefSeq, a predicted model, not a curated record
GGGAAAGAAAAGAAAAGAAAAGCCUCUUGUCUCCUCGAUCUCAAACAAUCAUUUCUUCAAGUUCUUCUGUGACCAUCUCUUACAUUAAUACAUAGUAUUGUUCCUUAAUAUAAACUUGGUAGUUCAGUGAAGAUGUUCAGGAAUCAAUACGACACUGACGUGACGACAUGGAGUCCGCAGGGGCGUCUAUUUCAAGUGGAGUACGCCAUGGAAGCCGUGAAGCAAGGUUCGGCUGCUAUUGGUCUCCGAUCUAAGACGCAUGUCAUUUUGGCCUGUGUUAAUAAGGCUAAUUCCGAAUUGUCUUCUCACCAGAAGAAGAUUUUCAAGGUAGACGAUCACAUCGGCGUCGCAAUUGCCGGACUCACCGCCGACGGACGUGUUCUCUCCCGCUAUUUGAGAACCGAGUGCAUCAAUCAUAGCUAUACUUAUGAGUCCCCUCUCCCUGUCGGACGAAUUGUUGUUCAACUCGCAGAUAAAGCCCAGGUCUGUACGCAGCGAUCAUGGAAACGACCUUACGGUGUGGGUCUUCUUGUAGCUGGAUUGGAUGAAUCCGGAGCACAUCUCUAUUACAACUGUCCAAGUGGAAACUACUUCGAAUACGAAGCUUUUGCAAUAGGAUCCCGCUCACAAGCUGCAAAGACCUACAUGGAGCGCAAAUUCGAGAACUUCAUGAAAUCCUCACGCGAUGAUCUUCUCAAGGACGCACUCUUUGCAAUCAGGGAAACUCUUCAAGGAGAGAAGCUAAAGAGUUCAAUAUGCACUGUUGCGAUUGUGGGGAUUGACGAACCAUUCCAUAUAUUAGAUAAUGAAACUGUUCAAAAGUUGAUUGAUGAUUUUGAGAUGGCUGAUGAAGAAAUUCCGGCCGCUGCAGAUGAAGAAGUUGGUGGUGGUGAUGCUGCACCGGCCGAUCAAGCCCCUGCUGCUGCUGACCAGAGUGCCCCAACAGAUGAAGGUGCUGCCCCAGCCCCAAUGGAGAUGUGAUCAUGAAUGGAAACAUAAUUGUUUUUUUUUUCUAAGUUAUGGUUGAGACGGACAGGUAUGAUUGUGUUGGAUAAUUGGAGGAUUGUUUUCUCAUGAGCAAUUUAUUUGGGUUCCAUGAGUUAGACCACCCACCACAAACAGCUCGUUUCAGUUGUGUUGGGUUCAAUUGGGUAAAUUUGGUGGUUUUAGUUUUU